AAUUCAGCAGGCUCGCUCGGCCGUUGGCUGCGACUCAGAGAAGAAACUCCGUUGUUGUGGAGGGGAAGAAAGGCUCGAGGGCCCAGCAGUAUCAAACCUACGAGCUUCGGCCAGCAAACCGAGGUUUUUGGGGCUCGCGUUUCUUCUCCAGGGCGUUCCCCCCGUUUUGUUCUGCCAUCAUGGCUUGUGGAGCCACGUUAAAGCGGUCGAUGGAGUUUGAGGCCCUCCUCAGUCCCCAGUCUCCCAAGCGGAGAAGGUGCAAUCCACUACCGGGGACUCCUGGCACUCCGUCCCCCCAAAGAUGCAACCUCCGUCCCCCGGUGGAAAACCCGACGCAUUCGAUGUCCCCUCCGGCCACCGGCGGCGAACACCGGCUCACACCAGAGCAGAUCUUCCAGAACCUCCGUCAGGAGUACAGCCGGAUCCAGAGGCGGCGGCAGCUGGAAGGGGCCUUCAAUCAAACGGAGCCUUGUAGCUCCACUGACGCCCCCAGCCCCAGUUCAUCCCUCAACGCUCCCAGCUCUCCACCAGGUGCCUCAAGGAAGGACCAGCCCUCGUUUACACUGAAGCAGGUGAGCUACCUGUGUGAGCGUCUGCUCAAAGACCACGAGGAGAAGAUUCGGGAGGAGUACGAACAGAUCCUCAACACAAAACUUGCAGAACAAUACGAAUCUUUCGUGAAAUUCACACAAGACCAGAUAAUGCGAAGAUACGGAGCCCGACCUGCGAGUUAUGUCUCCUGAACUCACACAGACUAGAUCCCAGCUUCCAAGACGGCUGCUCUUCAUUUUCAUUUUAUUUCCCCAUUUUUUUUUUCCUACAUCUCUAUUUGGGUGCCAUGGUUUAUCCACUUUUUAAUGCAAAUGUUGAUUUCUUACUUCAAAACUAUUGCUGCUGGCCAAAAGUUAGAAGAAAGGUAAACUGUGUAUGAAGCCCAACAUUUUUGCCCUUUUCUUGUUGAUAUGCUCUUUCUGAAAAUCCUGAUUAAAGCAGAUGUGUGUCAAAUCUGUUGCCAGCGCUGUAGUAAAUGCUCACGUGAUCAUUCUGUAUAACCUGCCAGCAGCUCUAUUUAAUGGCUCCUGCUUUUCCCAAUUCUCUCGUUCCUGCUCCUCACAACUCUUUACCUGAGAAAGUGGAGGUUUUUCCCUUUUGAAAAAAAUAAAAGUUCUGUGACUACAA
This is a messenger RNA of Betta splendens (Siamese fighting fish), 1179 nucleotides long. It is a transcript of the gene akirin1, whose product is annotated as akirin 1. The record is from RefSeq and is a predicted model, not a curated record. NCBI's taxonomy places the organism in Eukaryota, Metazoa, Chordata, Actinopteri, Anabantiformes, Osphronemidae. The coding region runs from base 180 to 743 and encodes 187 amino acids. Gene Ontology annotation, biological process: positive regulation of macrophage chemotaxis; positive regulation of myoblast differentiation; positive regulation of lamellipodium assembly. Gene Ontology annotation, molecular function: transcription coregulator activity. Gene Ontology annotation, cellular component: chromatin; nucleus. The transcript has 5 exons.